Messenger RNA from Paecilomyces variotii, 1961 nucleotides. RefSeq names its product signal recognition particle protein SRP54. The transcript is spliced from 2 exons. NCBI's taxonomy places the organism in Eukaryota, Fungi, Ascomycota, Eurotiomycetes, Eurotiales, Thermoascaceae. Gene Ontology annotation, molecular function: ATP hydrolysis activity; GTP binding; 7S RNA binding. The record is from RefSeq and is a predicted model, not a curated record. Gene Ontology annotation, cellular component: signal recognition particle, endoplasmic reticulum targeting; cytosol. Gene Ontology annotation, biological process: SRP-dependent cotranslational protein targeting to membrane; SRP-dependent cotranslational protein targeting to membrane, translocation. Bases 170 to 1762 code for a protein of 530 amino acids.
AUCUCGGUCAAGCCACAUCCCACGUUGCGAAGGCGAUUCAACUUGAUUCCUGUCAGACGCCCUUCCGUUCCACUGAGAUACCCAUCUUUUUGCAUAUAUUAAUCGAGGACACGCUUCCGUCCUGUCUUAUUCUUUUUUAAUUGUCCGGGUUCCUUGAUACUCCUUCAAUAUGGUCCUCCAGGAUCUGGGGCGGCGAAUCAACGCCGCUGUCGGCGAUCUGACACGGUCGAAUAAUCUCGAUGAGAAGGCAUUUGAUGAUAUGCUUAAAGAGAUUUGCGCCGCCCUCCUCUCCGCAGACGUCAAUGUCAAACUCGUCCAGAGUCUCCGCAAACAGAUCAAAGCCAGCGUCAACUUCUCGUCCCUCCCUUCUGCAGUGAACAAGAAGCGAUUAAUCCAGAAGACCGUCUUUGAUCAGCUCGUCACUUUGGUCGAUCCUCAUGCUGAGCCGUUCCGCCCCAAGAAGGGACGGCCAAAUGUGAUCAUGUUCGUGGGUCUACAAGGUGCGGGAAAGACGACAACAUGUACGAAGCUAGCAAGGCAUUAUCAGACUCGAGGGUUCAAGACGGCCCUCGUUUGCGCUGAUACCUUCCGUGCCGGUGCUUUCGAUCAACUGAAGCAGAACGCUACGAAAGCGAAGAUCCCAUACUACGGUAGCUUGACACAGACGGACCCCGCCAUUGUUGCGGCGGAGGGUGUUGCGAAGUUCAAGAAGGAGCGCUUUGAGAUUAUUAUCGUGGAUACCAGUGGUCGUCAUAAGCAGGAGGAAGAUCUCUUCACGGAAAUGACUCAGAUCCAAACCGCUAUUACCCCAGACCAGACGAUCCUCGUCAUGGACGGCUCGAUCGGUCAGGCUGCGGAAGCGCAAGCAUCAGCUUUCAAGGCUACUGCUGAUUUUGGAGCAAUCAUUAUCACGAAGACUGACGGCAAUGCCGCUGGAGGUGGUGCUAUCUCUGCAGUCGCAGCUACGCAUACACCUAUCAUCUUCUUGGGUACCGGUGAGCACAUGAUGGAUCUGGAACGCUUCGAGCCGAAGGCCUUCAUCCAGAAGCUCCUGGGCAUGGGUGACAUCGCUGGAUUAGUUGAGCAUGUGCAGGCCGUCACAAAGGACUCUGCCACAGCCAAGGAAACAUAUAAACACAUCACUGAGGGUAUCUACACGGUUCGUGAUUUCCGCGAGAACAUUACUUCGAUCAUGAAGAUGGGUCCUCUGUCCAAGUUGUCUGGCAUGAUCCCCGGUUUGUCGAAUUUGACUGCUGGUCUCGAUGAUGAAGACGGCUCUCUCAAGCUCCGUCGUAUGAUCUACCUCUUUGACAGCAUGACAGCUGCGGAGCUCGACAGCGAUGGCAAGAUCUUCGUCGAGCAGCCUUCUCGCAUCGUCCGCAUAGCUUGUGGUAGCGGAACGACGGUGCGCGAGGUCGAGGAUCUUCUUUCGCAGCACCGCAUGAUGGCCGGCAUGGCCAAAAAGGUCGGCGGACAGAAGAAGCAGAUGCAGCGCGCACAGAACAUGCUCAAGGGCGGAAACAAGGAACAGCAGAUGGCUGCGAUGCAGAAGCGCAUGGCCGCCAUGGGCGGCGCGGGUGGCAUGCCCGGUAUGGGUGGACUGGGUGGAAUGGGCGACAUAUCCAAGAUGAUGCAGAUGUUGCAAGGUCAGGGCGGCGGCGGCAUGCCUGGACUGGGCGGGAUGGACUUGCAGAGCAUGAUGAGCCAAAUGAGUGGCUUGAUGGGUGGUGGUGGCGGCGGUGGAAGAGGAGGACGACGGUAGACGACAACGAAGCUUCCUCAGUCAUCUUUUCUCUUCUGCUCCAAUUCUCUACCCGUGUCAAUUGCGGCCAUGUCGUUAACCCUUUUCACGAUGCAUGUCUUCGGCGUUUCUGGUGUUCCACACGAUGGCUUCAAGCCAACCUAUCUCUAUAUUUGUAUACUGUAACCUGCUAAAAUAGUACCCACUUUCGGACAAUUUU